Messenger RNA from Cylindrotheca closterium, 2577 nucleotides. Lineage: Eukaryota; Bacillariophyta; Bacillariophyceae; Bacillariales; Bacillariaceae. The record is from the annotation of a GenBank genome assembly.
AUGAAACGUUCCUACAACAGUCCUGCUUUCACGUCAGCGUUUGCUCAUCACCGUCAUCAUCGAGCAUCAUCAACGACGGCAACAGCAGCAGCUUUCUCUUCUGCGGCGUCGUCCCGAUUCUCUUUGCCUCGGCAAGGAGGUCGUACUGCCGAACAAAGGCAUGGGCGAUAUCAAGGACCAUAUCAAGGACCAUUGCGAACGCCCACUACCAGUAGGGGCAAUACGGCGCUUGGCAUGAUGAUGAUGUGGGAUUCGUCGUCAUCUGGACUUGUUUCCAGCAUGUAUUCGACAGUCGCCCCUGCAGCGGCGGCGGCAGCAUCAGCAGCAUCAGCAGCAGCAUCUUCCACAGCCAACCCAACAGCAACCACAUUGGCCACCGCCGCCACCAACAAUGGCGCUUCCACCACCAUGGUUGCUGGUGUGCUCGACUCGUUUCAAUCAGUGGUGGUGAGUCCUGGCGGCAUUGCAACUUCUGUGGUCGGAUUGGUCUCCCUGAUUGUCUACUUGAAAUAUCAAGGCGCCAUUCGACGACGUCUCAAGCAGAUCAAUCAAGAAUCGUGGCUGUUUGGAGCUGGCGUGACCAUGGUCCGUGGAGAACCGAACCAAGGUACCAAUCUCUUUCCCAAUCUGCAACUGCUACAAAUUAAUCCAUCCUUUCAAGAGGCUCAUCCCGACUGGAAGCUUGUGGGUUUGGGUGAUUACCUUGCGACUCUCCGUCCCAAACAGCUUCCCAAGGGAUUCACUGCCAAACAAAUACCCAAGCUGUUGCAACGCGAAUUGGAGGCUGGUCUUGCUUCUGGAUUGCUAAAAGCGUUGGGUCCGAAUUUGGGCCGUGCCCUCUUGCCGGCAGUUGGGGUCGGUCCGAUUCAAGGACAGGCACAGAAAUUGGGAUCCAAAUUGGCCACGCGAUGGAUCAUGUCCAAACAAGCUGCCUCCAAUACCCUGGGAGACGACGAAGAUCGAGCCGGACUUCCCAUUUCAAUGUUGAGUGUCUUAUCAUUGUCGGAAAUCAAUGCCAAACUCAACAGUGGUACCAAGACUACCACCAACAGCAACAAGGGCGCAGAGGAGGAAACCAACGACGAGAACGACGCUCCAUCAUCGUUGGAUGACAAGUUACCAGGAUCCAACUUGUCUGCCAUGCAAAAAAUGAAAAAUGGUGAAAAUGUCAAUGGUCCCGCCUUUGAUACUGACAUUCUUCCAAACUCUGGCUUUGUCCUAGAUCAAGACUUUCAUAGCACCAUUCGGAAUAUGGAAAAGACGAUGGUAGAUCAAGGACAUUGUGCGGAUCAUUCCCCGACUGAACUACAGACGGCGCAAGCUGAACUCGAAGAAGACAACAAGUACGAGAUGGAUGCCAAAACGACCAAGGAUUCUAAUGAUGACACCAAGAACAAGGCGUAUGAUCCAAACGAUCGUAGCAUGGGAGAACCAGUUCCCAUCAACCCGCGUCUCUUUCCCGGUUUGCAUUUGGGGCAUGGUGACGCUCUCUGUUCACAUACCAAACGACAAGCCUUGCAGAUGCGAUUGGUUGCCGUCUUGUUGAAUCGAUUGGCCGCCAACUAUCAUCGAUUGGCCAAUCCGGAUGACGCCAACAAUGAGCCUCUACUCUUUACGAUGCAAUUGAGCAAGGACGGGCCCGUGAUAUCCAAGCCGACUGAACUAGUGCAAGGCUUGAUCGAUAUGGGACAAGAGAUUACAGUUGUAUCGACAUCUCGUAUUACGUCCUUUGGAUUGGGUAUGUGUCUCAAGGAAUCGGACGGCUCGUGGUCCAACAUUCCACUCGGAGUCUUUCUAGAAAGCGGAUACGAAGAUAGGGAUGGCAACAUGGCACCAGUCAUGAUGCCACAUUCGGGAUUGCGUCUUAUCAUUGGUGACGGACCCCUCACUAGGAAUCAAGAGCAAGAAUAUGACGAUUACGAUCGAAGUGCCGUCUCCAACCCUUUGAUUGUUCAACACUUCAUUGGUAUUGAAGGAUUCUGUGGGUGGAAAUCGGAUCAGAAUGCAGAGGUUCCCUAUAAUGAAAACGUAGAGUCGGGCCGACCCCUAAAGGAUGCUUCUGAGAUUAUUCGAGCAGUGCGACUAUCGGCGUUAUAUGCCAACGUUUUGAAUGGUUUGGCAACCGAACUCGCACUUCCGUUUGGAGGAUAUGGGGUCACUGCGGUGUGUAACGAUUCGGCAGCCAUCAUCCAGCAAUGCAUCUACGGCGAGUCCUAUAUUUUCCCACUGACUUCGAUUGGCCGAUACAUGCAACGGACCUUGAGAUACAGUCAAAGCAUGGAUCGCAAACUACAGUCGGUCCCUGACAUGGAAGCCGAGUUAGAAGAUCUGGAUGCCCUCAUGGAAGGAAUGAUGGCACUGCCAUCAGACAUCAACUCUACACCAGCCAAUGCAGCAGAUGCUGCUCGCCGUCUUCUCAAGACCUUGCAACCACAACUCCCACUGACGCUCUUGAAAGACUCAAAGAAUGUUAUGGAGGAUGUUUUGCAAGAGCACAAAGAACACAAAAGCCAAGCCAACAGGCAAGCCAACAGGCAAGCCAACGAGGAAAGUGUCAUUACGACACCUCAUCUAUGA